AUGUGCGCGCGAUUAGCUAGAUGUGAUCCUCGUCUGCUUGAUUUUGUUACCUGGGCAGUCCUUAAGGGGUGUCGUUUGUUUCAGCGUGUUCACAUAACGCCUUUGGGGCUAGUUGCUACGAGCACAAUACCCGCAUACGAUUUCGUGGCUGUCGUUCCAACCUCCGCGACACUAAGUGUUCUUACUCUUGCAGGAGAUGAAUCUUUUCCAAUAAAAGUCUCACCUCAAAACCAUGGCGAUGAACUUGAGUUUUGGUCCGAUCUUACUUUAGGUUCGUUUGCAUUAAUUGGGUAUUUUACUAAGGCUUUGCGGACUGGGAGCCCACGGGGUGUGCGAAGUUAUUUAGACGUUUUGCCCUUCGAUCCCGGUAUGCCCAUUGGCAAUGUGGCAGAUGCUGCACAAAAGUCACCUGGUUAUGCAGAGAUGAUAAAACCCCUUAAAAAUUUUUGCAAAGCCCAGGAUGUAGAAUUUGAUUUGACAUUUCGGCAUGCUUAUUGUCUUUUCCGGCGGCAUGCGAUUCCGUUCUGGACCAAUACUGAAGCAGGUAGUGGUGGUCAUCCUGAUUUCCAGCACUCUCCCUUUGCCACGUUGGGCCACGGUGACAUUUUGGGUAUGGUGCCCGUGUUGGAUUUGGCAUUGCAUUCGCCUGAGCCUAAUGCGUCGAUUGGCUACCCAGAUGCCGACAUGCUACAGUGGCUGGCCCAGGAAAAGAAAGCGGGCAUACAAGUGGAAAAGGGUUAUUUUGCGAUGCAGGCGCAGCGUGACAUUCACAAGGGUGAAGUCAUAACAGUGAAUAAAAACGCCUAUUUCAACUUUGACGACGCCACAUUUAGGGCGUGGUUUGGAUACCCAAAUGUCUCCCAGCUUCACCAGAGUGCCGAGACCGUCAAAAUACCCACAGCCACUUGUGAUGACAUUAUGGAAAUAGAUAAUCUUGAGCUUACCGACAUGUAG
Molecule: messenger RNA, 954 nt
Organism: Trypanosoma cruzi
Lineage: Eukaryota; Euglenozoa; Kinetoplastea; Trypanosomatida; Trypanosomatidae
Exons: 1
Coding region: 1-954 (317 amino acids)
Source: RefSeq, a predicted model, not a curated record